Aspergillus ochraceoroseus IBT 24754 is the source of this 1834-nucleotide messenger RNA. RefSeq lists its product as uncharacterized. The record is from RefSeq and is a predicted model, not a curated record. The transcript has 4 exons. Bases 207 to 1625 code for a protein of 472 amino acids. NCBI's taxonomy places the organism in Eukaryota, Fungi, Ascomycota, Eurotiomycetes, Eurotiales, Aspergillaceae.
UGAACAAUUGCUUUCCUUUCGAGUCACUGUGGAAACUUAGGAGCUAAAAUAGUUCCGUCAAAAGCCAACUCAGAAUUUAUCCAGGUGAGUUAACUAACUAGUUCUGAAUUUUCGGGUGAGUCAUGCUGCAGAGUCAUUCCUUGGAGUGAUGACAAGAUACACUAGCUUCAUGACCUCAUUGAGCAAAAGUUUCUUACCCAGCCGCGAUGCUUUUUCGAGGGUCCUGGCUCAUUAUAGGCCUGCCUUUUGUCCUCAUCCAUGUGUUGUGUGUUGAUGCUACGACCGAUAUUCAGCCUAUCGCGAUUGAUUUUGGCUAUGAAGUAGUAACGGCCGUGUAUGCCCACAGCACUGACAACUUUACCGAAAUAGCGCUGCUCCCCUUCCCCAGGGAUGAGCCAUAUAAUCGUAACCUGUUCCGGCUACGGACGGAAUUCCUCCAGACGGACCCCUUCCAUACCAUGCUCCGUUCGAAGAAACCCCGGACAAAGUACACGGCCGCUGUACAGUCCGUCGUGCAGAGGGUUUCUUGGUACCUCCCAUUCCUGGAGAACCCCACGAUCCAAAAUGCCUGGGUAGUUCGCCGAGCUGUAACCGGCGCCCAGUUUGUCUGGGCCGUUGCUAUGGACAUCAUUGAUCCCCGGCUCGAGCCCAAGCUGGAAAGUCUAACCCUGGAAAACGUCACGGCCGUCUUCGAAGAGACCAUUCAUCAGGUCAAAGCGAUUGCCUUGGAGAAGCAUGGUAUUGAAGUGGGUUAUGCUUUCUUCUCGGUGCCGGAAUUUUUCAACAAGACCCUUGUGAAUGCGGUAGCUGAUGCAGGCUGGCGCGCCGGGGUCCACACCUAUAACACCGCGAGCUCGAGAACCGUAAUGGCGACGACUGCACAUACCUCUGAUCCGAAAAUUAACGCGGAUGUACGCUAUUUUGUGAUUGACCAGGGGUGGUUUCAUUGCGAUUUUCGAACUACUUACCAGGGUGCUGAUGACCGCGCGGGCAACGGAAUCAAGGAGCAUUACCUGCCAAUCGACAUGUUUUCAAGCUUUCAUAUCGACCAAGCCUUGACAGAUCAGUUGGUUGAGAGUUCAAAGGCACUGCAGCUGCAGGUAGCCCUCGGAAAGAGAAAAACGAACCUUUGGGGAACGGUCAAGUCCGCUCGAUUGCAAAUCCGGAACAAUUUGGAAGUCGAAUUCUUGGGCGAGAAGGUUGAUGGGGGCCGUCAUUUCGACGAAUAUCCACUUGACUUGAAAGGCUCGGGGUUUGACAGUAUUGACGGUCUGCUUUUGACCUGGGAUGCUGUGCAGGCUGCUGAGAAGCGUUUCGUUGAUAGUCUUGCCCGUCACAUUGCGGACUAUCUGAUUCUCAUGAGAAAAAGCCGCGACUACAAAGCGCUCGAGGAUGACCCAACCCUCGAGAGGGUUGACAAGGUGGUCAUCUUGACGGACUGCAUGGAUGGACAGUUAGUCAAGCGGGCUGUUCAGCAGGCUCUGGGGAACGACAUUGAAAUCAUUGGGGGUUCAAUACACGAUAUAUUUCUAUCUGCUUACGGUGCGGCUCGUCGUGCAUUGUUGUUGAAAAACAGCCAGACUAGCACCAAGCCAAAGAGGAAGUCAGAACACAGUGAGCUUUAGCCCGGAUAUCUUUUGAACUACUAGGAACUUGGAAUUACUGUGCUCAGGAGUUUACAACACUACCUAGGUACAAUUCAAGCGGUCUCCGCACUUCACGACUCAAUCUAAACUAUAGGAUCAACACUACUGUUGAUUCUCUCCUAUCAAGCUGUCCAUCUCAUCAUCAACAUCUCUCCUGGGCAGUUUUAAAAGAGCCGCAAUGUCUGCCU